CGACGCGCCCUCCCCGCCGCUUGCCCCGCCCGCCCAGCGCAGGUGCACAGGUGCACAGGUGCUUCCCAGGGCGCGCUCCCAGGGCCCGGCCCGGGGGUCCAGAUCGGAUCCCCGACUCGCCCGCAGGACAACAGCCGGCGGGCGCGGGGCAGGCCGCGCGCACGCGACGGCGCCCCCGGCCCGCCCCACCCCCACGGCCGGCUCGGCCGCGCUCGGGUCGCCGGGCUCUAUGGGGAAAGCGGCCGCUCCGAGCCGAAGCGGGGGCUGCGGCGGCCGCUCCCGCGGGCUCUCGUCGCUCCUCACCGUUGUCCCCUGCCUGUCCUGCCACACGGCGGCGCCGGGCAUGAGCGCGCCCACCCCCGGCUCCGAGCUGGAGCCCCAGCCCCAGCCGGUGCGGGUACCGGAGCCGGCGUCGCUGGCGGAGCAGGCGUGGGAGCCGGUUUCUGAGCGCGCUCUCAAGAUGUCUGAGCGAUCCGAGAGGAUGUCGGAGCCAGGGCCGGCGACCGGGCAGGGAUUGGAGCUGUCGCUGAAGGUGCGGCCGAGGUCGGAGUCCAGCCCGUGCGGGGCGGCGCCCGCGACCCCCUCCAGGGCUUCCUCGGAGCAGCUGGCCCCGGCCGUGGGGGGCGCGCCGGGGCCCAAGACCGAGUCGGGGCUGGUGCCGGCCAUAAAGCCGCUGCCGCUCCUGCGACCCGGACAGGCCAAGGCACCGCUCGGGGUUCCGGCGACAGCGACUGGCCCGAGCGCCAGCACCCCCAUGGGCUCCCUGACUCUGGACAGCUUCAAGGGCUGGCUUCUCAAGUGGACCAACUACCUGAAGGGCUACCAGCGCCGCUGGUUCGUGCUGGGCAAUGGCUUGCUAUCUUACUACAGGAACCAGGGGGAGAUGGCGCACACCUGCCGUGGAACCAUCAACCUGGCCACCGCCCACGUGGACACGGAGAACUCUUGUGGGAUCUUGCUGAUCAGCGGGGCGAGGAGCUACCACCUCAAGGCCAGCUCAGAGGUGGACCGGCAGCAGUGGAUCACCGCCCUGGAGCUGGCCAAGGCCAAGGCGGUCCGGGUGAUGAAAAUCCAUUCAGAUGACUCCGGGGACGACGACGACGAGACCGUGGCCCCGACCGACAAGAGCGAGCUCCACCACACCCUGAAGACCCUCUCCCUGAAGCUGGACGACCUCAGCACGUGCAACGACCUCAUCGCCAAGCACGGCGCGGCGCUGCAGCGCUCCCUCACCGAGCUGGACGGCCUCAAGAUCCCGACCGAGAGCAGCGAGAAGCUGAAGGCGGUGAACGAGCGGGCCACCCUCUUCCGCAUCACGUCCAAUGCUAUGAUCAACGCCUGCAGGGACUUCCUGGAACUAGCAGAGAUACACAGCCGGAAAUGGCAGCGGGCGCUGCAGUAUGAGCAGGAGCAGCGCGUCCACUUGGAGGAGACCAUUGAGCAACUAGCCAAGCAGCACAACAGCCUGGAGCGGGCCUUCCGCAGCGCCCCGGGCCGCACCAACAACCCCACCAAAAGCUUCAGCGAGGGAAGCCUCUUGACUCCCAAAGGAGAGGACAGUGAGGAAGAUGAGGAUACCGAGUACUUCGACGCCAUGGAAGACUCCACGUCCUUCAUCACCGUGAUCGCCAGGGCCAAGGACGACAGAAAAGCAGAAGGUGGAACCGGCACGGGCUCUGUGGACUGGUCAUCGACGGACAAUGGCAGUGAGGUACUGGACAGUGCCGCGCUUGUGCCCAAGGCUUCAUCCAAAGUCAAGAGGCGGUCCCGCAUCCCCGACAAGCCCAACUACAGCCUUAACCUCUGGAGCAUCAUGAAGAACUGCAUCGGCCGGGAGCUCUCCAAGAUACCCAUGCCGGUGAACUUCAACGAGCCCCUGUCCAUGCUCCAGCGGCUGACGGAGGACCUGGAGUACCACCACCUGCUGGACAAGGCGGUGCACUGCGCCAGCUCGGUGGAGCAGAUGUGCCUGGUGGCCGCCUUCUCCGUGUCCUCCUACUCCACCACCGUGCACCGCAUUGCCAAGCCCUUCAACCCCAUGCUGGGGGAGACCUUCGAGCUGGACCGCCUCGAGGACAUGGGCCUGCGCUCCCUCUGUGAGCAGGUGAGCCACCACCCGCCGUCGGCUGCACACUACGUGUUCUCCAAGCACGGCUGGAGCCUCUGGCAGGAGAUCACCAUCGCCAGCAAGUUCCGGGGGAAAUACCUCUCCAUCAUGCCGCUAGGUGCCAUCCACUUAGAAUUCCAGGCAAGCGGGAAUCACUACGUGUGGAGGAAGAGCACCUCUACUGUGCACAACAUCAUCGUGGGCAAGCUCUGGAUCGACCAGUCAGGGGACAUCGAGAUUGUGAAUCACAAGACCCACGACCGGUGCCAGCUGAAAUUCAUGCCCUACAGCUACUUCUCCAAAGACGCAGCCCGAAAGGUGACAGGGGUGGUGAGCGACAGCCAGGGCAAGGCCCACUACGUGCUGUCGGGCUCGUGGGACGAGCAGAUGGAGUGCUCCAAGAUCGUGCAGAGCAGCCCCAGCAGCCCCAGCUCCGACGGCAAGCAGAAGACGGUGUACCAGACCCUGCCGGCCAAGCUGCUGUGGAAGAAGUACCCGCUGCCGGAGAACGCCGAGAACAUGUACUACUUCUCCGAGCUGGCCCUGACCCUCAACGAGCAAGAGGAAGGCGUGGCACCCACCGACAGCCGCCUGCGGCCCGACCAGCGGCUGAUGGAGAAGGGACGUUGGGAUGAGGCCAACACCGAGAAGCAGCGUCUGGAGGAGAAGCAGCGGUCGUCCAGGCGCCGGCGGUUGGAGGCCUGCGCGCCCGGGCACAGCUGUGGCUCAGAGGAAGCAGAGAAGGAGGCGGACACGUACGUGCCGCUGUGGUUCGAGAAGAGGCUGGACCCGCUGACCGGGGAGACGGCCUUCAUAUACAAGGGCGGCUACUGGGAGGCCAAGGAGAGGCAAGACUGGCACAUGUGCCCCAACAUCUUCUGAGUGGCGCCCCCUGCGCAAAUAUAGGCGGUCCACCUUUGCUUUAACGCACCCAACCUAGUACUGAAUGCCCACCCCCUCCCCACCUAUUUCCUUGACUUUUUUUUUUUUAACACUUUGUGGGGGCUCACAUCUUGGAAGGAGGAAGGGCUGACCCAGAUUCUCUCCAGCCCCCAGGUGCGCUGGGUCACCCAUGCCCCUUCUUUAGGGACUUGGGCUCCCAAGGGGAUCCCAGCUCCCAGGAACCACAACUCAGGCCUGCUGGCCCGGGCCAUGGGCUGCCCAAGUCACCAGCCCCCAACCCAGGGAGGAACCGGCCCCUCCUAGGGAGCCUCUUUUGACUUUUUUAGGAAAAAAAAAAAAAGUCUGCAUUUCUUUGGAGCCCUGACUUUGGUAAUCUAUUUUUAGUACAGUCCUCAGCAGACAGCUUUCCAAGUGUGCUCUUGCCACACAACUGCCCCAGCAGGAACCCCUCCUUCUUAGACACUGGGGAGCCAGACCCCUUUGAGUUGGAAGCACUCUGUAGCUCAACAUUGGAAGGACCCUGUUUGUGUCUGGGCCGCCCUUGCGCCAGGGGCCCAGGCCCCACAGAGAGCAGAGCAGAAGAACACAUGGGGUCUCCUGGAGCUCCGGCUCCCCGCUGGGGGAUGCCCUGAUUGGAGGACAGCCACCCCUUCCUUGCCUAGCCUUGGCGGUGCCAGGGCAGCUCCCUGGCCCCAAAGAGGCCAGGAAGGGCUGGAAGGCAGGGCCUGCAGGUGCUCCCCGCCCCAAGAAACAGGUCCCCAAGUCAGCAAUAACGAACAAAAACCCUCAGUUCAGCCUGGGCUGGUGACCCGGGCGCCAGAGACCCGGCAUCCCACCUCACCCUCAGGGGGCUCCGGGAUGCCCCAUCUCUGCGCUCCCUGAACUCUCUUUGCCUAAUUUAUAUAUAUGAUAUAUAAAUAUAUAUAAAAUAGC
Oryctolagus cuniculus (rabbit) is the source of this 3943-nucleotide messenger RNA. RefSeq names its product oxysterol binding protein 2 (gene OSBP2). Gene Ontology annotation, cellular component: cytosol; perinuclear endoplasmic reticulum; plasma membrane. The record is from RefSeq and is a predicted model, not a curated record. Lineage: Eukaryota; Metazoa; Chordata; Mammalia; Lagomorpha; Leporidae. Gene Ontology annotation, molecular function: cholesterol binding.